AAUGGGUCAGAAUCAAAUUGCACAUGUUAAAUGUUCCACAGAGGAAUAAAAUCUAUGGUCUAAGAAGACAAAAAGCCUGACAAUCUGACAUACGGGUACGGGAAAAUAAAUAUGGAUUCAUGAUUUCAUGGAUGUCAUCAUGUCAAGAAGGGUGGAAUCAUGUUAGAAUGCUGUAAAUACUAAUAAAUUGUCACCAUAAUAUUUUGGUCUGAACGUUUCGAUUUUAUUGUGUAUACGGCAGCGUAAAUCAUAAGAUCGUGAUUAUUGUUUUAGAUAAGUGGUGAAUGAUGUCUUGUUAGAGUUUAUAAUAUUUUUUGUUGUAAUAAUAAUCUGUUAUUUUUCGCGUCAAUCAUGGAGAGUGAAAAAGAUCGAAUAUCGGAUCCGGGCGACGGUGAAGAUAUACCAAGUGAUUUCUUUGACGAUUUUAACAGAGAUGAUUUUAUGGAAGGUUUAAGUGUUAUAGACAGCUGGGAUGAAGAAGAUGGUGCCGGCAAACGUCGUGAGCCGCGUCGUAUCAACGUUGAGGCCCUCGAUAGCGUGAAGGAUCUUCGUGAACUGAUCGGAGACAAUAAAGAAGAGCAAGGCAACACAGACAAACCGUUUCAGCCGUUCGUUAAAUUUGAUGAUAGGUUUAAGUGGCGCAAACGAGAAUCUCCGGAGCAGGAAUCUUCCAGCAGCUCUCGUAUGAAUGAUUUCAUCAAACCCGGUAGCAGGCGUGAUCCAAGCAAAACGAAUGAAGCUAUUAAGAAAGAUAAGGAAGUUAAAGUUAAAGAAUACCUUGCAAAGCAUUUAGAGUCUACUGAUGAUAUUCGACCUCCGGGCACUGAACUUGACGACUAUUUUGAAGGAGGCAAAACUAAGGAAAUUAAGAAAACACCAAAACGCGUACUGGAAGAAGGCCCUGAUGAGCAACACAGACCUGUGCAAUAUCGGGGAUCACCUCACUAUCACAGCCCUCGGCGUCAAGGUCCACACCACCGCGCAAGUCCCCGACGCUACAGCCCUCGUAAAAGAUAUAGCCCCACAUGGAGUCCACGUCCCCACUAUCAUCCACACCCAUCUCACCUACACCAGUACCGACCCAGAUUCAGCCCACACAAAUUCUACAGAAAACGGAAUAGUCCACCACGGCGCAGCCCACAACGACGCAGCCCACCACGACGGAGCCCACCACGACGCAGCCCACCACGACGAAGCCCACAUCGCCGCUACAGCCCGCAUCGGUCACAUGAGCGCAGCCCUCGACGUCGACGACUAUCCAGAUCCCCUCAAAGACGCUCAUAUGAUUCUAAAAGAGCACGUUCAAGAUCUCGUUCCCCACAUCAAAAGGACACAUUUCUAUAUCCUACUGAACCAGGAAUGUCAGCAUAUCCUGUAGAACCUUAUAGUAAUAAACCAGCACAGCUGUAUACUGCUCCUGUGCAAAGUGAAUUUCCUGGAAGUGUAGCAGGAUAUACAUACCCACAAGGAGUAGCAUAUGGUGGUGGUUUUCCUGCUCCAUAUAACUAUAACUUGGCACCUGGUGCACCUAGUGGAAUGCCGGAGCCAGUACCAGUGCCUACUAUAAACCCAAUUCCAGAUCCUUUGAAUGUAGCCCCAGCACCGGCCAUGGUACCAGCUCCUGCCCUCCCAGUUAUAGAGCAGAAAACACCAUAUGAUGCAUUGGCACAAUUAGUUGCAGAAGGGAAGAUUUCUCAAGAAGAUUAUUUUAAGCUUGCUCCUAAUAAAGGUGCAACCAGUAUGAUGGAUUCAAAAACUUUAAGUGGAGUUAUGUCUCGGUGCAAUCAAGCUUUAGUCAAGUUAGAAAAGUUGCUCCUACCCAACCAUUUGAUGAUGAACAAUCAUAUUGUCGGAUCAGAACCUAAGGCCUUGGAGUCGAAGUUUUGUUCGCCGCUGAAGAGACAAGCCUCUAUAGAGUUCAACUUUACGAAAACAAACGGAUCUGUUUUGGCUCAGCAAAACCAGCAGCUUGUGGAGAGCAUCAUCACUACAAUUGGAUUGGAUAAGGUGGUGUCGAGGUAUAAAAAGAAGCUCCCUAAAGACGUAAAGGAUGCGGCCGUCCAGACAACAAAACCGUUUUGUGACGUGUGUGAAAUUCGUGAAUCUACAAGUUUCCAAGAAGCCAGUACUUCCACGGAACCUGAAUAUUUUAGUUCAUCUGUUCAUACUCAAGUUGUAGAACAAGAUUUAGUUAGUUCAAAAUCUGUUUUUAACCCAACCGGCAGUAUCUCCGAUGGAGCACCUAUCUCGAUAGCUCAUCUAACUCCCGCGCAGUUGGUGUCUCAGCUGGCAGCGCGCGCGAAAACCUUGCAGCAACCAUUGCCUGUACCGCAGCCCAUGCAUCCGAAUCAGUACGGUAGAAGGAAUCCCAACUACGACUAUGACGGCCGAGGUGGUGGCAGCCAACAGCAGUAUCACCACAAUUACAACAACUAUCGUUACUAAAAUAUUCUGUUAAGGGUAAUUGAGAUGUAUGAUUGUUUUGAAAUUACAUAGUUAGCAUAGCUAUUUCAAGUAAAGUUAAUGAACAUAAUGUCGCGAAUAUUUGUUUUACCCAAGUUUCAAAUAAAUAUAAUUAACUUUCUUAUAAGUAAUUGCUGUACCUAUGUUUGUGGUUUUUCUUUAUUUUUAUAUUUUAAUCGUGAAGCAGUCUUCAUACGUGUUGUUAAAAUUAAGUUCAAUAGUUUAAUAAUUGUGGUGACUGGGUUUUGAUGAAAUAUAUUGUAUGUACAUAAUAUAUCGACAAAAUUGUGAGAUAUUGUUGUACAGAAUUACUUAAUUGCGUUGUUUUAUAUAAGACUU
Molecule: messenger RNA, 2802 nt
Organism: Spodoptera exigua (beet armyworm)
Lineage: Eukaryota; Metazoa; Arthropoda; Insecta; Lepidoptera; Noctuidae
Source: the annotation of a GenBank genome assembly